UUUCUUUCCUUUGUGCCAAAUUCCCAAAAAUGAAUUCGAAAUAAUAUUUUCGAAUCCCUUGCACAAAGACACAGAGAUUCACUUCACUCAUCAAUUCCUUCGCGCUCUUCUCACUUCUCACACAACAUUUCGACGUCUCCACUCUCAUCAAUCUUUCUCCCGACUAUGGGUCCUUCAAAGAACAACCGUACAAUCUCACAAGAAGCAUUCGAAGGAUUAGUAAAAGAGAACAUGGAAGAUCUAGGAAUGGAUCCAGAUGAGGCUCUACAAGACGCUAUUGAAACCCUAACUUUACAAGGAGUCAACCUCUCUGGUAUUGUUACUUGUAUUCCUGGUAGUAUCAAUGAUAAUCCUGUUAUUCAAUGCUUAGAUAGAUUAAGAGAUAUUGAUUUGAAAAUGAAGUAUCAAGAAGAUGAUGAUGAUUUGUCCAAAGCUGGAUACGAUGAAAUGGGAGAAAUUUUGGUCAAAUUGAAAGAUAUGUGUUCUACUGAAGGAUCUGGGAAUGCGACUAUUGCUGUUAAGAAUGGUGGAUUAGAUCUGGUUGUUCUAAUCUGUUCUAAGAUUCAAAUUCGGCAUGAACACUGUCUUGUUUCUGCUUUGAAUGCAUUGUCUUCUUUAAUCUACGAUCCUUCAUGUACGGAAAUAUUUCGAACAAAUGGUGGAGUGAAGAUCGUGAUGAAUAUCAUGAAUGAUGGUGGUCAAAAUGUUAGCAUCCUGAAUAGUGCUUUCUCAGUUGUUGCUGCUGCUUCAACUGGUAAUGAAGUAGUGAAGGAGUCAUUCAUGGAGUUGAAAAUUGAUGAGUUUCUCGUGAAAAUCUUGAGUGAAAACUCUAAAUAUAGCAUCCCAAGUGCGUAUGAUGCCAUACGGAUACUAUUAACACCUGAUGAUGGCCGAGUAGUGGCUUCUCAAGUUUAUGGAUAUGCUCGCAAGUUUGCUGAGGUUGGAAUUGCUGGAGUGCUUGUGGAUUCACUUCAUGAGGGAUUUAGCUCUCCAAACUUGCUUUCAGCUUGUAUCGCUUUGAAGGCUGUUGCUGUCAAUGAUGAAAUAUGCAGAUCAAUUGCAGACAACGGAGGCAUCAAUGCGACCUUUCAGUGUAUUGAAGAUAGCGGUGAACAAAACAACAAAGCUGUGGCCAAAGCUUGCUGCUCAUUAAUGUCUAAGUUGGCAGGCAGUGAUGCAAACAAGAGUGCAAUUGUCCAUAUGGGGGGAAUGGAUAAACUAAUCAAACUGUCAUCUCGAUUUUCUGAUGAUCCCUUAGUUCUGCAAGAGGUUAUGUCCAUUAUAUGUGUGUUAUGCUUGAGGUCCCCAGAGAAUGCUGCGCGUGCAAUUGAGGCUGGAGUUGGAGAUUUCGCAAUCCAAUCCAUGCAGAAGUUUCCUGCUGCACAGCAGAUGCAAAAGCAAUCAUGUCUCAUGAUCCGAAAUCUUGUUGCUAGGAACCCAGAAAACAGAACGAUUUUGCUUGCCAAUGGGAUUGAGAAGAUCAUAAGAAAGGCUAAAGAAAACCAUGUGAGCUGUAAGGCUGCUGCUACUGAUGCAUUGAGAGAUCUGGGACUAGAUAAUUACAAUUCAUAGACUUUGAUUCUUGUUUCAUUUCAGUAAUUUACCCUAUUUUCCUUCCAUUUUCAUGGUGAGUCAAUGUGUGUCAUGUGUUGUGGUUUUUGUUCUAUCAAGUUUUCAAGCAUGGCAUGUUGUGCCAACUGUACCAGUUAUCUUAAGGAAAUGUCCAAGAUUCACAUCCCUCCAGUUUUGUUUAAGGAAAUGUCCUGUAAGGCUGUAAAUAUUAUGCAGUUAGUUGAGAUUAAAAUUGUGCAAAUAAA
Papaver somniferum (opium poppy) is the source of this 1817-nucleotide messenger RNA. Its product is annotated as armadillo repeat-containing protein 6-like. The record is from RefSeq and is a predicted model, not a curated record. Gene Ontology annotation, molecular function: protein binding. NCBI's taxonomy places the organism in Eukaryota, Viridiplantae, Streptophyta, Magnoliopsida, Ranunculales, Papaveraceae. The coding region runs from base 166 to 1572 and encodes 468 amino acids. The transcript has 7 exons.